AUGGAUCACUACUCUACGCCUUCGGGUCAUCAAUACCCUCCGCCCCCUCCCAGCCCUUACCGCCAGCUUGAACAGCAGGGAGCAGGACAGUCAACGCCCCAUGGUCUGCACGAUGCUUCACUCAGUAGAGCCAAUUCCGUUCCGUCGUCAAUUCACCAGCCCAUGCCUGCCCAGGACAACUUCGGAAGAGGGCUGCCUCCAGCGGCUCCUCAACAAGCCCACUCGUAUUUCCCACCCCCGCCGGCUUCGUACUCGGCCCCUCCAGGAUCAACAUCACUGCCAGUGCCCGGUCAGGCGCCAGCAGCUCCGAGUGUCGCGUCUAAUCAUCAUACAUACGCUCAACCCGCUCAAGCAUGGCAGCCAUCGGCCCAAUGGCAAUCUCCUGCUCAUCAUCAAUAUCAUCAGGCCGAUCACGGAUCAUACGGACAGCAGGGUUAUAGCCUACCCCCGCAGCAACAGCAGCAACAACAGCCGCCACAGCGGCCGCCAAAUCAACAGCGAAUGUCCCUGUCCUCGUUUUCUGGGAAGAAAACAACAGCAUGGCUGAAGAAGAAUGUUUCGCCCCACCUGACGGAAGUCGCAAAGAGCUCGCUCGUCAAGGGAAGCAUCAAGGAGCUGGAAAACGCAUACACAGCGGCCAAGGGCAUGAGUGCGAGAUACUCGAGCCCUCCCUCAUCGAACUACAACAUAUCGACGAUAAAGCCCCCCAGCGCGGAAAAUCAAACCCCUCAGCCGUGGAGCCCUGCCCAUGUCAGGGCUCCUAACGCUCCCAUGCAGCAACAGCAGCAGCCGCAACCUUAUAGUGCGUCAACUGCUCCCCUAAAUGCCCAACAUCAGUCGACUGCGGCUGCGUACAGCCCUGCAACCCCUCACAACCUGGCCCAAGCCAGUCAUUACCAACAGCCGGCGCUGGCACCUUACAACCCACCGUCCGAACAGAUGACUACACCAGCAGUGUAUACCUUGCCAGUUCAGCAUCAAUCGGUGCCCGUCACUCAUCCGUCCACGCAGAACUCCGUCACUCAACAACACCAUGAAAUCCCAUUUAUCCCGUCGCCAGUUCAACAUCACGCCUCAAUCCCUGCAUAUCCUUCACCAAGCCCAAAAUUAUCAGUCUCGCCACUAAGCGGUUCGCCUGCUCAGCGGUACCAGACCACCCCCUCCAGCCCGCCGAUCCAACAUCAAUCGGAAUCGUCUGCGACAGUGUCUCCAUCCCACAAUCCAGCCAUCAGCAGUCCAGCGGGUUCAACUUCCCCAGCUCCAAUCACCCGAAAACCCGUCGGUGCCGUUCAACGCCAGGACUCUGGCCGACGGCCUAUCUCCCAGGCAGUCUCUCCUGUCACGUCGAUCCUGCCAGCCAAGGCAGCGGACCGAUCUCAAGGUUACAUUCUCUCUAUCGACCACGAGAGAAAGAAGGCAAUACGUUUCAUUCCCGGUCCUGACGGUAAUGAUCGGUAUGUCGUCGAAGAUCUCCCUGGCUCCGUGCCAAGUGAGGCCCCUGCGGAAUUGCCGCCUACUCCUCAUGUUCCAGAAUACAAGCCACUGCACGUCGACGCUUCUGCAAUUAACCAAGAGCCUGUCGAGCUUUAUGCGCCGCCAUCGAUCCCCAUCGCAGCGCCAAUCUUGCCACAAGAGCCAGCGGCAACAUCUGCAUCAGCCACGCCACCAGUAGCAGUAUCAUCUCCAGCUACCACUAUUGCGCCAGCACCACCGCCGGCGAUCCAAGACUCAACCCCUACCGCAAUUUUGAUACCAGCCCCGGCGUCAUAUCAAGAGUCGUUACCUGUGCCUAUCACAGCGCCAAUUCCAAAGCCAGCUUUUGCAUUACCAUUCUUGCCGCAGGUCUACGACGCUCCAGCUUCAAGUAUCGACCAGCGAGAGCCACAUUGGAAUCCACAGUCAUCAACCACCCAACCUUACUCCCUGCCAGUCUCAAACCCCGGCGACAGUAGCCUGGUUCCUCCACCUCUGUUUGGUGCGGCAUAUUCCCAAGAGGCUGUGAGACUCUCGGAGCCUGUGGCGCCAGCUCCUCCACCGAUUCCGAAGAAGAAAGGUUUCAUGUCGAAGCUCAUUUCAGCUGUGUCUCAAAUCCAGCUAGCGGACCAGCCUGCUUCUAUAACGCCCCAAGGAUAUGGCAUGGAGAUUGAGGACCCUACGUAUGAACCCCUCGCAUUUGCGACGCCGGUCACCACAACGAACACCCCAAGCUCACCUCUUCGCGUCUGCCCCCAGACCCGUGUUGUCAACUAUCAAACAACCUGGCAUCAUCUCAGAGGCUGUGCCGAUUUUGGCAUCUGUAGCUGGUGCUUCAACACGUAUAUCGGUUCUUCACAGUUGACCCACGAAUUCGACAGUGAGAUCAAGUCCGGGUUGAUGUGCCGCUUCAACGUCCCGCGAAUAACGAAGAGCCUCUGGCCAGAAGCUAAGCAGACGGCAAAUUUGGGGUUAUUACGGGAUUACAUAUCUCGCCGUCCCUCUGUCCCUGCCUGCACCAAGGCUGCAGGGGCUGUCGGCACGGAUGGGGUCAAAUGGUUUGGCCUAGCCGCUGGCGAGCUCGGCAUGGUGGCCUGCGAGGCCUGUCACGAGGACAUCGUUCUCGGCACGGCGUUCGCCGGCCGCUUCUGUCCUCUGAAGCAAGUCCAGGGCGCGUCGGAGCGAUGGACCUGCACCAUCAGCUACUCCUAUGUCAGCCGUGCUUUGCAGAUACUAUCGAGGCGAAGGGACCAGGAUACCGCUUGGGCGGAAUUUGUCGAAGCAGCGAAGAAGCGCAUGACACUGCCAGCUUGCGAGGGCAAGGACAUCAACGCCUUACAAUGUAACUGGUAUCGUCCGAAGCAAUCAGUAGCAAACCUCGACUUUUGCGAGACGUGCUACCUAGAUCAGCUCGCCAUGACACCCUACGCCGACGACUUUGCGGAUACGGCAGAGGGCGUAGAGGAGAAGCUCUGCAUGCGCGCCUGUGACCUGCAACUCAUCAACCUCGGCGAAUGCGUCUACCUGGCAAGAACCAAGGGCCUGCGUGUUCAAGUCAUCCUCCAGGCAGCGGCCAAGAUUGCUUCAAGCCCGCGCUGCUUCAAGGGCACAGGAAUCACCGACGGCAAGUUUUAUAACUUCAAGAGCGGCAGCGCAGCAAAUUUUGGCGUGUGUGAGGCAUGCCAUGCAGGCAUCCUCGUGCAGCACGGCGUCGAGGCAUUUUUUGGGUCUGAGCCACAGCUCGUCGCCGGUACAGCGUGGUGCGCUUUCAACCCCAGUGUAGCACGCUUCAAUGGCCUCGUCGAUCGUUGGCAGCAAGCCUCGGAGACAGGCUACUGGGGUGCCUACGAGACGUGGGUGAAGAAUUACGCCGCGCUGCCGGUCUGUCCGAACUUCAAUCUGGCGGCGAAGAGCAAGUGGUAUGGCUGGCAGGACUGCACCAUAUGCCCAGAAUGCUAUGAAACAGCCGUCGAAGGAACCUCUCUGGCUGCCAGCAUGGAGCUGCAUGACGCUCUCAUCGAGGGGGAGACGCUUUGUUGCAUGUACUCGGAUCGCAUGAGGGGCAAGUACAGAGAAGCCUGCGAGGCGGGAGACGCGACGGAACUGCGUGCGUUUUGCCGAAAGCGCUGGGAGACUUAUCAGCAGACCGUGCCGAGGUUCAAGAUGAUCUAUGAAAUGCAAAGCAUGCAGUCAGCAAUGGCCAUGUCGAACAUGAUGCUCAGCAUGUCAUACCAGCAUGCGAAUGCCAUGAGCGACUGGGUCACUCCUACUGGAUAUGAAUACGGCAACAGCAGCGUGGGAUACCACUCGUCGCAGUAUGGGGUCGACAGCGCCGAGGCGUGGAACAAAGGUCAGGCAGGGUUUGCGCAGGCGAGGGGAGGCGUUGCCGAAGCAAGCUAUCUCAAGGAUAUAUGGCAGGCUGUGGAGUAGUUCCGUGCUGUCUGUAGUGAAGGUCAAGGGGGAAACGUAUGCAAGUUUAUGAGCCUGAGGAAGCUCAGCUCUUUGUACCUUUGCGGGCUAACUCAAUCAUCGUUUACAAUAAAAGGUGAUCACAGUGGUCCAUGUGCAUUUUACGAUGCGAAAUGAAUGUCAUUGAUUGUUGCU
This is a messenger RNA of Verticillium dahliae VdLs.17, 4077 nucleotides long. RefSeq lists its product as uncharacterized. The record is from RefSeq and is a predicted model, not a curated record. The transcript has a single exon. The coding region runs from base 1 to 3903 and encodes 1300 amino acids. NCBI's taxonomy places the organism in Eukaryota, Fungi, Ascomycota, Sordariomycetes, Glomerellales, Plectosphaerellaceae.